Molecule: messenger RNA, 831 nt
Organism: Clonostachys solani
Lineage: Eukaryota; Fungi; Ascomycota; Sordariomycetes; Hypocreales; Bionectriaceae
Source: the annotation of a GenBank genome assembly
AUGUCUAUGUCCAUCGAAGAUGCUGCCAAAACUCGUCCGGGAUUCCCCCGCCCAUUCCCUAACACGCCGAACAAUGUUCUUGAGCAGCUGAGUCUCAAGGAGAAAGUAAUUGUCGUGACUGGAGCAGCCGAUGGGAUUGGCCUUGCAGUGGCGGAAGCCAUGGCCGAGGCUGGCGGGCAUGUCGCUCUUUGGUACAAUUCGAAUGAUGCCGCUAUUUCUCGGGCUGAGGAGCUGGCGAAGACGCAUGGAAUCAAAUCAUCAGCGUUCAAGGUCGACGUGUCCAAUUCCGAGCAAAUUGAGAGGGGUUUAGCUGCCGUGGUCGAAAAGUUCGGAAAAAUUGAUGUUUUCGUUGCUAAUGCUGGUAUGGCACUCUGCAAGCCGAUUCUGGAACAGACACUGGAUGAAUACAAAAAACAAAUGUCGGUUAACGUUGAUGGCGUGGUCUAUUGCUCGAAAUUAGUAGGCGCCAUCUUCAAGCAACAAGGCUUUGGGAAUCUCAUCAUCACAUCAAGCAUGAGCGCGCACAUUGUCAACGUACCCGUUGAUCAGCCUGUAUACAAUGCAACAAAGGCCUUCGUUACCCAUUUUGGUAAAUGUCUUGCCCGCGAGUGGCGCGACUUUGCACGAGUAAAUAUUGUGUCUCCUGGAUUUUUUGAUACCAGGAUGGGCGCAGGCCCAGAAGGCCUCCAGGAAGCGUAUCGAAUGUCUACCUUGGGUAGGCAAGGACACGUGAAGGAGAUCAAGGGACUUUACUUGUACCUAGCUAGCGAUGCUAGUACGUACAUGACGGGGAGCGAUGUCCUUAUCGACGGAGGGUAUGUCUUGCCGUAG